Messenger RNA from Homalodisca vitripennis (glassy-winged sharpshooter), 2740 nucleotides. RefSeq names its product protein dachsous-like. Gene Ontology annotation, biological process: homophilic cell-cell adhesion. Bases 319 to 2652 code for a protein of 777 amino acids. The record is from RefSeq and is a predicted model, not a curated record. Gene Ontology annotation, cellular component: plasma membrane. Lineage: Eukaryota; Metazoa; Arthropoda; Insecta; Hemiptera; Cicadellidae. Gene Ontology annotation, molecular function: calcium ion binding. The transcript is spliced from 19 exons.
CACCCGUCACUACGUCAGGUGCUGUCCGUGCCACCAUUCCUUGCCUGCUUGGCGUGCUACGAGUCACAUGUAAACAACCUGACUGACAGUCUCAAACGAAUCGAUAGACAGUGGAUAUUUGAUGAACAGUGUUAUAAGUGCCGUUUGUAACUGGGUUAAGUGAUUCUUACAUUCGUGUCAGGACUUUUAUACUCCACGGACAUUACAUCUCUUUGGGUUUAUGUUCGACUUUGGAUAAUACCUAUGACUUGAGGUUUUCCAAGAAGGACCAAUGCGCCGCAAAAGAGAGACGGUCCCUCGCUUGUUUGAACACUCAUCAUGCAGCGACGGGUAGACUUAGUGACUUGGGGCCUCCUGCCCCUCGCUCUCUUCGUCAUGGUGCAAGCUCAAGGGCCCGACAAUCGGUGUUUUCUAGAGACCGGAGGCUCGGCGGAGAGUUUCUUCGUCAGCGAGGAUCUACCGGUAGGCUCGGUUGUCGGGACCUUGAGAAUACUAGGAGACCCCAGUGAGAGGGGCAACAUAGACCUGAGGCUGAAGGAGCUAGACAGUCCCGUGCGAAUAGCUCCUGGCUCCAAGAAUCUCACACUCACCAGGAAACUUGACAAGGAGGGAAUUGAUGGGCCCUCCUCUGUAUAUGUCAACAUCAUCUGUGAUAGAAGAAGAACGACAGUACCGGGUUUCGAGAUACCAGUCAGUAUACGAGUGACUGAUGUCAACGACAAUGCUCCUAGGUUUAUCAAUGCCCCGUACAUUCUCAACAUUUCUGAGGUGACGGUGGUGGGCACUAGAGUGCUGCAGGCUGUAAAGACUGUGGAUGCUGACCAGCAAGGGCCAUUCUCCACAGUACAGUACUCUGUGCUGCCUGGACCGAACUCUGAUUAUUUUGUGUUCAUCAAUGAGCUGGAAGGAACGAUAGUUCUGCGCAAGCCUCUCGACUAUGAGGCUCUCUCCAACUUCACAAUAGGAAUCAGAGCACAGGAUCAGGGAAAUCCCCCUCAGUACUCAGAUACUCAAGUUCAUGUAAAUGUCAUUGAUGCAGACGAUCAAAAUCCCAAAUUUGUGGAUGAACGAUAUUCCGCUAUUGUUCCCGACCAAGCAACCCAGGGUACAAGGCUGAGGAUUCAUCCAAGAGAAAUACUUGCCUAUGAUCAAGACACAGCCAUCAAUGCUGCUAUUUAUUACUCCUUCAAUGCAGAAAACUCUGACACCAGGUUCUUUGAAAUUGACCGCUCUGCAGGCUACGUCAUUGUAAAGCGAACAAUUCCUGAAGAUGAAUUGCUUCAGCCUGCAACUCUUGUAGUAAAGGCCACCCAGUAUGACAAUACUGACAGGUACGCUCUGUCCACUUUGACCAUCAGUCGACCUGGCACGUCACUCAAAGAACUGCAGUUUUUGCAAAGCCACUAUUUUGCUGGUGUUCUGGAGUCCGUUCCUCUUAAUAGUGUUCUCCUCACUGUAAUCACCAACCGACAUAGAGACAAGAAUCUGAGGUUUUGGCUGGACAACUAUGAGAACAUUUUUAGGGUAACUCCAUCUGGUGAUAUAAUUCUUCAGAAACCCUUAGACUUUGAAACCCAAGACUCCUAUGUCUUUCAAGUGCACUGCACUGAUGGCUACAUGAAUGCAACAGCACAAAUCAACGUGUCUGUGCUUAAUGUGAAUGACUGGGACCCUCGGUUCCGCUAUCUCCAGUACGAGUUCUUUGUACCGGACAUGCCCGAAGGACAGUUGGACAGUGUGGAAGGGGAAGGCCUGGUGGUGGGGAGAGUCGAAGUAGCAGAUGGAGACCGAGGGGACCAUGUGUCCCUUACCCUGCGGGGACCUUCUGCAAGGAUGUUCUCUGUGGAUGACUCUGGAGAGAUAAGACUGCGUGACCUGUCACUUCUUAAUAGUAGCACAGCUCACUUGGUGGCAGUUGCAACGGAUAAUGGACUUCCUCCUCGCCAGACAUCAGUGCCUGUGAUUGUGCAUCUGCCUGAAGCUGUUGUCAUGAGAGCUGGACUGUCUUGGCCAGGGUCGAGCCACACUCUUGUACUCAUCUUCGCUUCUAUUCUUGGUGUUCUAGGGCUCAUCAUCGUCAUUCUCAUUUUGUACAUACACAAAAAUAAACAGCCAAAAAACAGCAAGGAUGGUAAAACAGUCAGCCCAAUUGAGCCAGAAAAGCUGCCACCCAAUGCCAACAACCAGACAACAGAAAAUGGUAACUUACUGAAUGGGAAUAAGGUGGAAAAUCCAGUUUUUAAUCCAACGCCAAACAUCAUCGAAACCACACUUCCACCAAUCUCAUCACAGUACACAGCCACAGUCAAAAGUAUUAUGUCAAGAAAUACCAACACAAGAUUAAGCCAUGCCGGACCAAAGCGUGUCUCCAACCACCAGGUGGCUGCUCAUAGUGCCAACAAGCAGAAGGUAGCCCCUGCUCCCCCCACUGUUCCCCCCCAAACCUCAUCACGGUCCCCAAGUCCGCACAGCAACCACAAGAUAACGUGGCCUGCAGGCUCCAUCCCCCGCCGUGUCAAGAAACUCAGCUGGGAUGACGAGAGUGACUCGGGCCACAGAAACAAUAAGACGGAGCUAGAUCCAGAUGUGAGUGUGACACCACUGGCUGCUGAAGUCAGAAACGACCAGCUCAAUCUGACUGUCUACUUCUAGUUCCGAUCUCACCUCAUCAACGAAGGUCAAUUGUACAGAUGUAUUUGGAUAUAAAUAGUUAUAAUAAAUAAACAUUAUUUUCUAAGUA